Molecule: messenger RNA, 2452 nt
Organism: Malaclemys terrapin pileata
Lineage: Eukaryota; Metazoa; Chordata; Testudines; Emydidae
Gene: CDK2AP1
Product: cyclin dependent kinase 2 associated protein 1
Exons: 4
Coding region: 1-531 (176 amino acids)
Cellular component (GO): cytoplasm; nucleus
Source: RefSeq, a predicted model, not a curated record
AUGUCUCCUAAUGAUGUAUGGAUGAUAUAUUGCAUUGUGGGUGUCAAUAUAAGUGACGGCCAUAUUUGCCGGUGCUGCUACCGCUGUAAACAACCCAAAGUGUCUGGGAGACACAGAGACGCUCCACUGAAUGUCAGGACAUUUUUAUUUCUUGCAUUUGCCAUGUCUCUAGGAAUGUCUUACAAGCCCAACUUGAACGCCCACCUCCCCGGGACUUCCAUCAACCAGGCUGGAAGUGUUCACUCUCCCUCCACAAGUAUGGCAACCUCUGCACAAUACAGACAGCUUAUAAAUGAUUAUGGACCCCCGUCUCUAGGCUAUACACAAGGGAUGCAGGGUACCAGCAGUAGUCAAGUACCACAAAGCAAAUAUGCAGAACUUCUAGCUAUCAUAGAAGAAUUAGGAAAAGAAAUUAGACCUACAUAUGCUGGAAGUAAAAGUGCCAUGGAGAGGCUAAAACGAGGCAUCAUUCAUGCUAGAGGAUUAGUUCGGGAAUGCUUGGCUGAGACUGAACGGAAUGCAAGAUCCUAGCCUACUAAUUAAAUUACAAGACUUUCCAUCUCUUUAUGAAGAAAAAUGUAAUACUUAUUCCUUUUGAAACAUGCAGAUGAAUCUUUUUAUUUUGAUUGUUUUACCCUUUUUUGCCCUUAUGAAAAUGUACAGUUAAGAAUGAGAAGAUUUUUCAAUUUACUGAGGGUUUGCAUUUUUUUUUAGAUGUUAAACGCCCCAAAUUCUUUCUAAAAGGUUAAGACUAAAACUGCAUGCAGAGGAAUGCUUUCUCUCCCACAGACUAUACUUAAGUUCCUUUCUUAUCCAGCCACAGUCUCAUUCUUUUUAUUUCUUUGACUAUAUUCACUUAACCCCACAUGGUCAAUCUUUCAACCUUUGACAUAAGCUCUAAGGAUUUUUUUUUAAAUAACUGCACUGGUAGCAUGUUUUACCUAGUAGUCGGCUAUACUCACAGUUUGCCAUACAGCAUAGACCCUGCUUAGAAAUAACCCUUUUUUUGCAUAAGCAUUUGCAUGAUUGUUAGUGCUUUGGAGUCCAUUUAAAGUGCAUGAGUUAUAAAUACAGAAGAUAGAGCAACCUAACAAACAAUAACAAGGUCCCAGAAAACUAAUUUUCACCCUAAGGCCGAAGAUUUCAAUUGUAAGUUUGCCAAAAAAAAAAAAAAAUUCUGGAUAAAUUACUAAAACUGUUAUUUGCAUCUUUGUAUGUAUUUAUUACUUGAUGUAAUAAAGCUUAUUUUCAUUAACAGUUUGUAUUAAAACUGUAUGUACAGUCACUUUAAUCAACCUUAUGUAAAAGUGCAAAAGAACUCAGUAGAUAGGCCAAUGUUUAACCUUCAUGCAGGAGCCUCAAGUCCAGGAACAGACUAGGGAACAGUGCUGUAGACUGCUGGAGAUGUUCCAGCCAUAGCCCUGGCCUGAUGCAGUUAAUCUCUGCAGGAAGCAGGUAAGGCUGCUUGCCGGCUCCAUUACUACUUAUAAAAAGCAAAGUGCGGGGUAUGUGUAAGAAUGAAAGAUACUGUAAAGUUCUAGGGAUGUGAUUUGAUACCUUGUAAAAACAAAACAAAAAACACCACCACCACUCCAUUAAAAUGGAAGAUCACCUCUUUUCCUUGUGAUUUUAAAUCAACAUCUUUAAUAAAAUGGAGUAGAUGCUCCCUAUUCAAAUAAAUCAGAGGAAAUUUUAAAAACAGAAUAAAGACCCUUUCUGAGGUGAAACUAUUCAAGUGUAAUAUGAUAUAGUAAAGACAAUGGCAUAACACUGGCAUUCAGUCGCAUCAAAAUUCUGCAAGGUAAACUAAGUAAAACUGACUACUGAAAUUGGACAAUGAAACCCAAAGAAAGGGAUACUUAUCAGUGCAAACUAUGGAUGUUAGGGGAUAAUAGUUUUGGGAAAGGGACACUUUGCAUAAUGGUUCAGAUGAGUGAACUCACCGAAGUUGCUUUUAACCUACAGUAUCCUCCACAUCUUUGUCUGAUUGUCAGUUGAAGAAAGAUGUGAUGACCAAGAUGUAAUGUCUAAAAACUAGGGCUGUCAAAUGAUUUUUUAAAAGUUUUAAUCGCACUGUUAAAUAACAUUUUUAAUAAAUUUAAAUUUAUAUUCUAUUUUGGAUGUUUUUCUACAAUUUCAAAUAAUGAUUUCAAUUACACCACAGACUACAAAGUGUACAGUGUUCACUUUAUAUUUUUGAUUACAAAUAUUUGCACUGUAAAAAACAAUAGUAUUUUCAAAUCACCUUCUACAAGUACUGUAAUGCAAUCUCUUUAUUGUGAAAGUGCAACUUACAAAUGUAGAAUUUUUUUUUUUCAUGCACUCAAAAACAAAACGUAAAAUUUUUAGAGCCUUCAAGUCCACUCAGUCCUACUUCUUGUUCAGCCAAUUACUAAGACAAAUGAGUUUGUUUACAUUUAUGGAAGAUAAUACUGCCCGUUUCUUACUACAA